Molecule: messenger RNA, 1290 nt
Organism: Aphis gossypii (cotton aphid)
Lineage: Eukaryota; Metazoa; Arthropoda; Insecta; Hemiptera; Aphididae
Exons: 7
Coding region: 1-1290 (429 amino acids)
Biological process (GO): interstrand cross-link repair; protein ubiquitination
Cellular component (GO): nucleus
Molecular function (GO): ubiquitin protein ligase activity; protein binding
Source: RefSeq, a predicted model, not a curated record
AUGGAUUCAGCAUCAUCUUCAAAAACAUCUACAAGAUCUACAGCCAAACGUACUUUAGAAGGUAUAGUCACUAUAAUACAAACUAAUAAUGACAAUUCAGAUGAAGCAUCUUAUUGUACAAUAUGUUUAGAUACUUUGACUAGUACUGGUUCACAUAAACCAGUAUGUUUGAAAUGUGGGUAUAUUUUCGGAGAGAAUUGUUUAAUAAGAUGGAUUAAAACUGAAAAUGAUAGUGGUUCAAGUAGAUGUUCAACAUGUAACACAAAAGCGAGUUUAAAAGAUAUUAGAGUUUUAUAUACUAAAAACGUAACUGUUGAUAAUACAGCAGAGAUAACUGCUGUUGAACGUAAAUUGAUAGAGGCAAAUCAUGCAAAACACUUAAUGGAAAUGGAAGCAGAACGGUGGAAAUCGAAUGCUAAAACAUUGGAUAUCGAAGUGAAAAGAUUAAAAAGGCUACGUUAUGAUGGCCACACUGAACCUGCAGCAUGUCAACGAACAUUUACUGUAUGUAAAAACCAGAGCUGUAGAGUUAUGGCAUAUAAUACAAAUAAUAGGAUGUUGGUGAUGUCACAUCAACCUGAUACAACAACAUUGGAUUCAUACGAGAUCAGAAAAAUGGAUUUUGUGGUCGUGUUGGUUGUUGGUGGUCAAAUGGGGUCCGUGUAUUAUAUCGACCGCAAGUUUAUGAAAGUGUUUAACUCUGAACAAAUCCAAAAACUUGGUUGUGUUUCUCUUAAUCUACUCCCACCAUCACCAUCUCGAUCAUUCAUGAGUGGUGGAUUUUUAAAGACAAAAAUGGACCAUUUGUCCGUACUCGAAGAAACUCUGGAUAACGAUUAUUAUACAUACAAAGAGACUGAAUUGCCAUUGACAGGACUCUGGAGUAGUACUUCAUAUGAUUGUCAAUCAAAUCUAGUCCUAACAUCUGCUAGACCUUAUGGUCCCUUCAAGACAAGUAGACAUAUUGUGUCUAAAUUUGCUGAUUUUGAUGAAGAAGGACCUAUAUUAACUCAAGUGGUCACAUUUUAUGCUGGAGAUAAGUCAACACAAUUAUAUCGUCCGUGCUUGGUUCCAUCAAGCGGUGGAUACAACGAUGACUCACUAGUGUGUUGUUAUGAUGAAGGAUCCGGUACCAUCAAAGUAUUCAAUGUUAAUAAGAAGAAAAAUGUUAACGAUUUCAAGGUUACUGACAAUAUUUUGGAUCUAUGUCCCUUACCCGGCAUAACCAUACAAGGCAGACGUAUAGUAGCUGGCUUGUCAAAAAAUAGUGUUAGUAUAUUCUCUGUUUAA